AUGGACCCGUUGAUACGAGCCCGUCGUGGCACUGGGUCCAGAGAGGUGGAUGAGGCCAGUGCGGCCUACGAUGUGGAAUACCAAGCAGCCUUGAGCCAAGCGGAAGCUAGUGCAGUUUCUGGGGGCAAUGCCAGUGGGGUGUUGGCCCGUGGCUUGGUUCCUGGAGAGGCAUCUCCCGGGACCUUAGAGAUGGGGGAAGCGAGAGCGGAUAUGGGACCGCGAGCAAACCCCUUCCACAGCGAGCGAGUGAAAGCAGAAGUUGAGCUGAUGCGGCACAGGCCGACAACCCUGGAUGACGACGCUCGACGACUGCAAGGGGAGCAUGAUGAGACGGCACUGGGGGAUACUAAGCUUAACUCUCUGCAGGAGCCAGACUACGCACAGAUGAAGGGAGGUCCAGAGGCCCCUAGGGUAGCACGGGUAGAGCCUACUGAGGAGGCUACUGGUGUUGCCAUGGGGCCUGGGAGCGGUUUUGAGCGAUUCACUGCCGGUGAGCCGGCAGUACAACAACCGCUCAAGGAACAAGUUCCUGGUGCGACGUCUGGAGGCGGCGAGUUAGAUAAGCAAGUCCCGGGUGUUGAGGAGAUGGACUCUGGAGCCUAUCGUUUGGGAGAUGAUCAGCGGGAGCUUAUUCCUGACGAGGGGGAUAGAUGGGGUAGGAUGGAGGCGUUGCUGGUGCAGAUGAUGGAAGAGAAUAAAGGUCUGAAGAGAAGGCUGGAGUUGACGGAGCGCGAAAGUCGUUCGCACUCCAGCUGGCACAGUGGCCUGGCACCAGAUUUCUCUCCGGCAACUUUUGGUCAUCGUCCUGAGAUGAGUGUACAGAAGUUUGCACCUCCCGAUUUCCCGAGUCAAGAAGCUGUGAACUUUAUGGGUGCUAGAGGGGCCCCCGGAGGUGGGAGGUUUGAUGCGGAAGGGUAUCCUAUUUCUCCUGGGGGUACGGUUAUCCGACCCCCGCCCAUUCCACCGGCGGCCACGGCAGCGCCUGCGGCUGCGGCUCCUCUGAUAGGCAGGUUGGCUCUAGAUCCUUCUUCGAUAACCGCGGUUUAUGAUGUGGUUAAGUACCAGCGUGUAGAGAGCAGGGCGGUAAGCUUGCUGCUAGCGGCCCUUCCGGUGAAUGUUAAGGAAGCGUUAGUUGCGGAGGCUACGAAGCUUCUUAAAGGGGUGUCUCUGCGUGCGUUGCGGUUGGACUGUGAGGUUGACCUUACCUGGGUUAG
Messenger RNA from Symbiodinium sp. CCMP2456, 1214 nucleotides. The record is from the annotation of a GenBank genome assembly. NCBI's taxonomy places the organism in Eukaryota, Dinophyceae, Suessiales, Symbiodiniaceae.